Messenger RNA from Heteronotia binoei (common prickly gecko), 2566 nucleotides. RefSeq names its product pentatricopeptide repeat domain 1 (gene PTCD1). Gene Ontology annotation, cellular component: mitochondrial matrix. The record is from RefSeq and is a predicted model, not a curated record. The transcript is spliced from 9 exons. Lineage: Eukaryota; Metazoa; Chordata; Lepidosauria; Squamata; Gekkonidae. Gene Ontology annotation, molecular function: tRNA binding; protein binding. Bases 226 to 2379 code for a protein of 717 amino acids. Gene Ontology annotation, biological process: tRNA 3'-end processing.
GCUUGAAAGAGGGCGUUGGAGGGGGCGGGAAGAGAAACAAGCCGCGGCCGAAGUUCUCCUCAGGCCAGCGUGAAGCUGGGAGGAGUCGCGACGGGGAAUGAGGCGUCGCGCGCGCACGAGGGGCGCGGAAGUCGGGUCGAGCGGCGCGUGAGGGGGACGUUGGAGGCCGGAGCUUGACUUCAGGAGAUGGCUGCCUAACCAGGUAACAGAGCCAAGAGUCUCAAAAUGGCUGGGCAGCUCAUAUCGCGUUACUUCCCUGCGGGGCUUCAUACCUUGAAAGCUUCUUUCCAUCCUUCAACGUGCCCUGCUUGCAAACUGUGGACACUUGCACAGAAACUACCAGCGUGGCCCGAAAACCCACAGCCUCCGCUCAGUUUCCCGGGCUUAAGGCCUUUCACCUCAUCCCAAGUGGUUGGCAGAAGCAGAGACUUGAAUGAGAAUCGCCCCGCUGGCUCGUCUGAAACGGUCACAGAAGAGGAAGAUGACACAGAAGAAGGCUUUGGGACGCUGUCUGAAAAGUUCUCUUCCCGGCGCUUUUUCCAAAAAGCGACAACAGACCUUCACGACUUGCAGCUCCAAACGCAGGGGGCAGCAGAGGAGGAAGAGCUGAAACCAAAACCCUGGCGAGGUCGUCGGAACACUCCCUUUUGGUACUUCUUGCGAUGCAAAGCGCUGAUUAAGGAAGAUAAGCUGGCCGAGGCCCUGGACCUGUUUGAGGUGCAGAUGCUGAAGGAAGAGCGUCUCCAGCCGGAGGAGAUGAACUACACGGUCCUGAUCGGCGGCUGCGGCAGGGUGGGCUACGCGAAGAAGGCGUUCAAGCUCUACAAUGACAUGAAGAAGCGAGGCCUGAUCCCAACCGACGCUACCUACACGGCCCUCUUCAACGCCUGCGCACAGUCGCCCUGGAAAGAUUCGGGCCUGCAGAUGGCACUCAAGUUGCAGCAGCAGCUGCAGGGCCGUGGCCUGGAGCUGAACGUCAUCAGCUACCGCGCACUGCUGAAAGUCUGUGCCUUCUGUUCCGAUCUCCGGAUGUGCUUUGAGGUGUUCAAGGAAAUGAUCCAGAAAGGCCAUAGCAUCACCACUGAGACUUUCAACUUUUUGCUCAUGGGGUGCAUAAAAGACAAAGAGAACGGUUUCCGGUACGCCCUGCAGCUGUGGCAGCAGAUGGAAAAGCUGAACGUCAAGCCCGACGGCUACACCUACAACUUGAUGCUGGCUGCGGCCAGAGACUGCAGCUUGGGCGACCCUCUGGUGGCUUCGGAGCUGUUGCUGAGAGCACCGGAGGAGAGCCCGGCCAUGCCAAGGCCGAGGUUCGGUAGACAGUGGCAGAAGGCGAAGGGUCACAGGGGGAAGGAAUCAGGCCCCGGAGCCAGGUCGCAGUUUGAUGUAGAAGUCCUAGAAAGACGCAUGUUUCUGGAGAGUCCCAUAAAACCCGCAGAGCCUUUUGUCUGCCAAGAAACAGGGGCAGGCAAGACUCCCAUAGAGGACGAGACUACCAGCGUUGGUACCAUGCUGGAUUCUGGUACAUCCGAAAACUUGCCAGUCUCGGAUCAAAAGCAGCUAGUUCCGAGUCUCGUAAUGGCAAACGUGGGGCUCUCCAUGGGCACUUGCUCUUCUCCCAACCUGCUGGACUCGUCGAUCCCGAAGGACAGCCUGAUUUCCUUGGGGACCGUGGCCACCCCCUCUGACAGGUUGGCUCUGAUGGGGAACCUGCAGGGCUUCUUGAAGAAGAUGAAGGAGGACGAUGCAGCGGCCAACAUCAAGACGUUCACGCUGCUCGCCGAGCUGGUAGAGCCCGGCAGCCCUGCAGAAUCUUCCCUGUUGGUGGAGAUGGAGGAGCACAACGUGAAACCCGAUCUCACCUUUUUUAAUACCUUGGUGAGGAAGAAGAGCAAACAGAGGGAUCUGGAUGGAGCCAAGAAUCUGCUGCCCAUCCUGGUGAAAAAAGGCCUGUCCCCGGACCUGCACACUUUUUGCAACUUGGCAAUAGCCUGCCACAAACAGAAGGACGGCAUGCAGUUGCUCUCCGACAUGAAGCGAUCUGGGAUCAACCCUAACAUCCACAUCUACGGUGCACUCAUCAAUGCGGCCGUGAAGAGGCUGGACUAUCCGUACCUCAUCGACAUCCUCCGGGACAUGAGGAACACGCAGACGGCCCCAAAUGAAUUUGUCGUGAAGAUGCUGGAGUUUGCAGCUCAGUAUCCGCCAAACUUUGAUCCAUACAAGGAAAGAAACCGCUAUUUGGAAAAAAUCAACAGCUUCAGAAGGUACUACUUCCGCUGGCUGAAGUGGAUGGCUGCAGAGGAAGAGCCCCACCCGUGGGCCAAAUACAGAACGGAGAAGCAGCCCCAAAAGCAAGCCAGCCCCGGAGAAGAAUAAACAACACAGCCGCCAGGUGGAACAACCAGAAGGGCACAAAGGAGCAGCUGCUUGCCUGAGCAGCACCACUGUUGCUACGGAGCACUCUGUGCCAUUUCCUUCACCUCUUGUGCAGCAUUUUUCACAACCCUGACAUUGUGAAAAUUGGUAUCCACAAAGCAUGUAAAUAAAGAAGACUGCAUAUUUA